Salvia splendens (bonfire salvia) is the source of this 1013-nucleotide messenger RNA. Its product is annotated as F-box protein PP2-B5. The record is from RefSeq and is a predicted model, not a curated record. NCBI's taxonomy places the organism in Eukaryota, Viridiplantae, Streptophyta, Magnoliopsida, Lamiales, Lamiaceae. The transcript has 4 exons. The coding region runs from base 17 to 802 and encodes 261 amino acids.
UUUAUACUGAGCUGGGAUGGGUAAGAACUACGACAAUUGGGAGAGGCUGGUGAAGGCCGUUUCCCGCAGGGAGGAGGACAAGCUAUUAGCCUUGACUCAUUCCGUCUCCACGUCACCAUCUUCAUCUUCCUCCCAACACAGUUCUUCCUUGAGUUUUCAGUUUGGCCAUCUUGAUCCUUGGCUAGUUAUUCCAGACACAAGUAGAUUACCGAUGGAAUAUUCUGAUUUAUCGGAUCGAAAUGACUGGAAGGUGAUGCUGCCACCUGGAAAACGGCAAGUAGUGUGGGAAUCAUCGAAUAUGAGCUUUUCUCUGGACAGAAGGACUGGAAAGAACUGUUUCCUGCUCGGAGCUAUGAACCUUUACAUGUCGUCAAGAGGCUUUGAUGGACGUGGGAAAUUCAAUGAGCAUCCACAAUCCAGAUUCUCAGAGGUGGUUGAGUUCGAAAAAUCACAGAGCAUCUACAUCGAAGGCAAAAUAGAGUCAAAAUUGUUGUCAUCGGAGAGUUGUUAUGCUGCAUACCUAGUAUUUGGAUUUGCGGAGAUGUAUGCAAACUUGAACUCAGCAGUAUCGAUAGUCAGAAACUUUUACAACGUACCAGGUAUUGGGUAUCCAGAGGAGCAAGCCAAGAUGGUGAAGUUUCAAGAAGGAAAUGAGAGAGAUGAUGGGUGGAUGGAAAUACAGCUUGGAGAAUUUUAUGUUGAUGCAGGAGAAAAUGGGCAGGUACAAGUGCAGUUGCUCGACACGAGUGGCUACAUCACGAGCGGCCUCAUCCUCGAAGGCAUUGAGUUUCGACCUUUCUAGUCAUCAAAUGCUGCAACUUGCUAAAAGAUACUGAAAUCAUAUAAUGUCUUAAAGCUCGUCUUCAAAUUGUGAAAUUAGUUAAUUACUCUCAUUCCAUUAAUCACUUGUUCGUCUUCACCUCUUUUAUCUUCGAAUUCGAAUUUGCUUCAUAAUAACUGGCAUUCGAAUUUGUUGUCUACUAUAAUAAACAUAAAUUUACUUUUUAGCAUAA